Culicoides brevitarsis is the source of this 1666-nucleotide messenger RNA. It is a transcript of the gene cta, whose product is annotated as guanine nucleotide-binding protein subunit alpha homolog. Lineage: Eukaryota; Metazoa; Arthropoda; Insecta; Diptera; Ceratopogonidae. Gene Ontology annotation, biological process: adenylate cyclase-modulating G protein-coupled receptor signaling pathway; Rho protein signal transduction. Gene Ontology annotation, molecular function: GTPase activity; G-protein beta/gamma-subunit complex binding; D5 dopamine receptor binding. Gene Ontology annotation, cellular component: brush border membrane; heterotrimeric G-protein complex. The coding region runs from base 325 to 1443 and encodes 372 amino acids. The record is from RefSeq and is a predicted model, not a curated record. The transcript has 5 exons.
CGUGAUUUCUCAGAGUUAAGAAGAAAAAAUUAUCAUUUUAUUUGUUUUUUUUCGGCACAGAGACAUUAAAUGUAGGGCAAAAAAUGUGAAAAUUCCCGCAAACGGAACAACGAAAAGUCUGAAAACGUGCUAGCUAUUCGAAACGAGUGACAAAAAACGGUGAAUUUGUGAAUUUUGGGGCAAAAGAAGCGAAGAAAAGAUAUUUAAUAAUUGCACACACACACACACAAACGCAAACCAAAUGUUGUACGGCGAUACAAAUGUUCGAGUCACAAAUAUUUGGUACAAAACUGAGGAGCAAUAGGGAAAAAUUGUCUGGAUGCAAUGUCCGCUUGUUGUUCGAAUGUUGUUAAUUUAUUGUUUUGGAGGCCGGGGCGCAGUCAGGAGGAGGUAGAACAGAAGGCAAAGUCACGACAAAUUGACAAACUUUUGGAAAAGGAGAAGCAUUUGUUCAAACGACAGGUGAAACUUUUGCUGCUCGGCGCUGGCGAAUCCGGCAAAUCGACGUUCCUCAAGCAGAUGCGCAUCAUUCACGGCGUCAAAUUCGAGCCGGAACUGCUGCGCGAAUACCAACAAAUCAUCUACCAAAAUGUCAUACGGGGUCUCCAGGUGCUCAUCGAUGCCCGCGAAAAACUCAAUAUCGCAUGGGAGGAUCCCGCAGUGACGCCCGAAUACGCGACGGAAGUCAUGCAAAUCGGGACCUCGGAGAAAAUUUCGCCCGACACCUUUAACCAGUAUUGCGCGGCAAUUAGCCUCGUUUGGCGCGACGGUGCCAUCCGAAAAGCCUACGAUCGACGUCGUGAAUUUCAAAUUAGCGAUUCUGUUAGUUAUUUCUUAGACGAUAUACACCGAGUAGCCAAUGUAGAUUUCGCUCCAACCAAUAAAGAUGUGCUAAUGUGUCGUAAAGCAACGAAGGGAGUACUUGAAUUCACCAUUAAAAUACAGAACAUUCCGUUUAUUUUCGUCGAUGUUGGAGGACAACGUACGCAAAGACAGAAAUGGACAAAUUUAUUUAAUAAUUCGGUGACAUCGAUUUUAUUUCUUGUCUCAACGUCGGAAUUUGAUCAAGUUUUAGCUGAAGAUAGAAAAACGAACCGUCUCGAGGAGUCACGCAACAUUUUUGACACCAUAAUUAACAAUCAAUCGUUUCAAGGUAUAUCCAUUAUACUAUUUUUAAACAAAACCGAUUUGCUUGCGCUAAAAGUGAAAAAUCCAGAGACUGAUAUCCGUUGGUAUUAUCCACAAUUCACCGGGAAUCCGCAUUCCCUGCUCGAUGUACAAAAUUUCAUAUUACAAAUGUUUAUGAACGUAAGAAAAAAUACCAAAACACCCAUCUACCAUCACUUUACGAAUGCGGUAGACACACAAAACAUUCAAGUAGUUUUUAGUUCUGUCAAAGAUACAAUCUUCCAUCGGAAUUUAUCCGGACUCAUGUUGCUAUAACGAAACGCGCACAUCAUCAUCAUCAUCAUCUUCCAGAGGAAAAUGACACGCACGCCAAGCUCUAAAAUUAGGUUGUUACUAUAUUCUCUUUUUUUUACAAACGAAAUUUUUUGAUAUUCAAUCAAAGUUAGAAAUUUAAGGAAAAAAACAGUCAGCAUGCUUAUAAAAAAAAUAAAUUAAAUUAAAAAAAAAUAAUAUUAUUGAAUGUAAAAAAAAACGCCAC